GCCAACCAGAGCCGUUAUACGCAUGUAUACAUGUGUUCCCAUGAAGUACCAUUCACUCAUCUUCACCACACCUGUCAUCAAGUAAGUCAGCAUCAUCAAUCAAAACUCCAGGUAUCCAUACGCGCGGCACAUACAUGGAUGGCUCCAGCAAGGAGCAUGCAUGGAGAUACAGUCACAACACGGUGCCGGCCAGUCGGCCCGCCCACCGGUCAGGCCGGCAGUUGAUCGAACAAACACACAGCCAGCCAGAGUGUCUCCCUCCCUCCCUCCCUCCCUCUUUUUGUCCGUCUGUCGUCCAUCUAUGGAGUGUGCCCGUCGGCCAUCGACUAGCUAUGUACACGCCCGCCGUCCGUUGGCUAUCUGCGCCUGUCGCUGUGUGUGUCUUGCUUGAUGGCUCAGCGGCUCUUCUCGAAGCCAGCCAUGAGGAACCUCCACUGCCCCCAAGUCAACAGGCCGUCCUUCUUGUUCCCCCAAUCCCUGCCGCCCUCCGUGCCUGAGGAAGUCAAUGGACGGAUGGACAGAACGCACCCUGAGUGACUGUAAGCCGUUUGUGCGUUCGGUGCGGACAUGUCUGUUCAUGUACGUACCUGACGAGGUGGACAUGGUGAGUCCGGCCAUCCGAUCCGUCAGGGCCUUCUCCCUGCAUGCACCAUAGACGCACACACGACACGCAUUAAUUAGAGGGGAACGCGCCCACACAAUGUGGCCAUUCGUGUGCGUACUCGUCCGGGUGAUACGGCGCCUUGGCGUCCACAACGAACCCAGCGCCCUGCACAUACAACACACACAACACAAUGCGACUGACUCAUCAGACAGACACACGCAGCGCAGCGAGGUGGAUGGGUGGAGGCUGAGUGCCUACGUCCGUGCAGUACGCGUGACCUGACAAGGACAACACACACAGAAUGGGUGGACGGAUCGGAUGCCGCCCUCCCUCUUUCAUUCUUUCGUUUCGCCAACUCACCGUCAGCGAUGCCCUUUGGUGCCUUGCCGUCCGACGCCUCGAACUUGGCGCCACACUCCUCAGCCGUCUUGCACACGCCAACGGACUGAGACUGCGCCGCCAUCUCAACUGAAGCUCGGCUGACGGCAACAGAGCACAUCAACGCACCAUGGGCCGAUGCACCGCCAUGCAUUCCAGUGCCUCACCUGUCGUUUGAGGUCCUCAGCGGCUCGUGGUGCUACUUGUCCGGCCGUAGAGUGCUCUUGCCGGCAGAAUGCAAUGGCCUGCUCUGCCAAACGUCGGAUGCAGACACGAUAAGCGAUGUCAGCAACGUCGAAUCCGAUGAGAACCGAUUUGCUGAGGGGAAACGUUCUGUCGCGAGCAUGCAAGCUCGCAAAAUGGUCCGUUUGGGGGUAAUGUCCUCGGGUUCCAACGAAUGAGUGACUUAUCCGCAAUCGCAUUGAUGCAUUGCACCCGCUCCAUCUACAAUCGUCAUUGCAAACGGCCCGCCUGCCUCUCUACCCACCGACCGCCGCCCUUAGAUCGAACACACGGCCCCUCUCAUGCCCCUGCCUCUGUCUCAGAUCCAACACACGAGCACUGACGUCCUUAGCCACAUCCUGCUGCCUCAGAUCCAGUGCAGCAUCAGCCCCGGAAGGGUCCCCAUUGGCAACAAGAUAACGCCGGUCCGGCCUCUCGGGCCGCCUCCCUAGCUGCUGAAACACCUGCAGCUGUGCCAGGAUGGCAUCCCUCUCCUCCCGCGUCAGAUGUGCGCGGCACGAGGGACACACAAGCACGCCGUCGAGGUGGUCCUGGACCACUGCAUCGUCGCCCAUGUCGAUCUGCAGCUGAUCGAUGACGUCCUCGUACCACUCAGCGUUGUCCUCUGUCAGCUCAACCAGCUCGGCUGAGAGAAUGGAUGACAAGGAACACGAAACAGACGCGCGGAUAUGUGGAUGUGUGGAUGUGUGGAUGCGUGGAUUGGGGUUGCUUACGGUUGUUGCAUCGGAGGCAUCUAGAGAGGGGUCUGUGUGUCCAGUUGAGCCUCAGGUGCUGGUUGAUCUCGUUGACAUCACCCUCCAGCGUGUUGAAGCGCAGCGACUGCACCGUCCUGUCAGCCCAGCCAUCGACAAAUACCUGACACCACAACACACCACAGCAACAACCACAGAGUCGAUGAAUGGAAAGAUGCGUCCAUCGUACGGUCUAACCUGUUUGUAUCUGAGGGCCCUGAGUGGCGUGGCUGGGUCGAGUGCGGCGGCGAUGCGCCGUGCCAUCUCACUCCGCAGCCGAUAGGCAAGGGGAGGCUUCGACAGCACCACACGACGUGACCCUUUCUUGGUUGCCGCAUCCAACAUGCGCCGGGGACUGAUCGAUUGAUGUCCACACAGCAAUGGCACAUACACACAGAGGGGAGACACACGUUGCAUAUCGAUGGCACCCACCUUCUGUAUGGGUCAUCCAGUCUAUUGGUGGCCUCGAUGACGUCAUAGCCGGCAGCACGCAACCAUUUGCCCAGUUCCUGAAAGAAAGACACGAAGCAAAUCGGUCGGUCAUUCCCCACUCGUCAUGACGUGCUAAUGUGUACCUCCUUCGCCGCAUCUGCGUCGACCAGUAGCCGCAGACUGUCAGGAUUCACACUUGAGGGCGACCGCAUCCUCUUCAGCGGCACAAAUGGGGGCAUCCCCUCGCCAGUCCACUUAUCGCCCUCGUCACCGUUCCCCCUGCUCGAGUGCAGCAUCGCGGCGGUGUCGUAGCUCUGCGCUCCCGGCGGCACCCCCACCAGCAUCGCCUCGCCCGUGUCUUUCUCGGUGAAGAACUCGCCGUGACAGUUGAGCAAGGCCGAUGCGGCCUGCCCGUCCGUCAGAGUCAGCUGGGUGAAGGUGCCGUAGCGAUCGAUGGGCGCGCCGUCAGACCGCCGCUUGUUCGCCCCCUCUGUGCGUUGCAGCUCAAUCGACGUGAUGCGCGCCGGAUCGACGCCCUUGCUCUCGCAGAAGUCCCUUAGGUCCAUCUCAGUUACCCAUGACGGCAGCUUGCCCAUGUAGAUGCGCGAAGGGGCAGCGGGGAGGGAGGGGAGGGGGGAGGCAGUGUCUGGAUGUGAGGAAAACGGGUCCAUUUCUGCCACAAGGUUCCAUCUGUGUCUGUAGGGGGCCGUCCGUAGCCGUCUGUCGUCUUGCUCGACCAUCAUCUGCCCGCUGAGGAUCUCUCUGGCCUGCUUGGCGCUCUCGUGAUCGUCAAAUCGCAGGUAGCCUCGCCCGAUGUGUCGUGUGGAACAUGUCCGCGGCAGCCUUAUCUCCCGCACUCCCCGCACCUUGACCAGAGCCAGCCACCCCCUCACGUCGUCCAUCAGCGCCUUGAAGGGCAGCCCCACAACAGUCACGGCCGCAUCCUCGUCGUGGUAUGCGUCAAGACGGACGGGCUCGGUCGCGUGGGGGAGGACAAUCUGGUUGUCGAAGAGCAGCGCCCGCUCCCUCUCGAGCAUGGUCGGGAAGUGCAGCAGGGCAGUGGACGGGGAGAGGGGCGUGACAGAGGUGAGGUUGAGGCCCAGCUCGGUGCGCAAGAUUUCGGACAAGGCUUCCUGGGAGUCGGUGUCAGGGAGGCCUGCUGCAAGGGCCGUGAAGUCAUCUCCUUCGCCCCAGAAGAACGGCACACGGGUGCGCUUCAUCUGCUCAUCAGCAAGGUCCUCAAGCUCUAACUCCUCAUCGCCGAUAGCCUCGCUCUCCACGUCGCCCUCCUCGUCAGCCAUUUCACCAUCACCUUCGCCUUCAUCUUGCUGGCGGUCUUCUGUCGGCUCAACGUCCCGCAUCCGCCGGACCGUCGCCAAGAACUCAGGCAGCGGCUCUUCGUCGCCGUCACCAUCGCCCUGCUGCUUCUUCUCCCUGGCAAGCUCCUUCUUCAGCAGAUCACCCAGCCGUGCCUUUGCCUUCAGCCGAGAGCGCCUGGGGAGUGCUGCCACGCGUGGCUUAGUGGGCAGCAGAGGGGCAGGAAAGAUGAAUGCCGAUGAGGGGAGGGCAAGGGCGGCAACAGAGAGGACCAUCGUCACCGCCAGCGGAAGCGCGAGAGAUGUCACCAGCAUCUCGACGACGGAUCUUCGCAUUCACUCAUGAUCUUGGUAGAACAGCAGCAAAGACAGACCGCAGAGCUCUGGG
Vitrella brassicaformis is the source of this 4092-nucleotide messenger RNA. NCBI's taxonomy places the organism in Eukaryota, Vitrellaceae. The record is from the annotation of a GenBank genome assembly.